UGCCAUGUGGACCCAGCUGGACUCCACCCCCUACUAAACGAAUUAAAAAAAUUAAACAGUUAAUUUUACCUGAUAGAAACUAUUUCUUUUUAACAAACAUGACUUAUCUUGAGCUGGUCUCCAUUUGUAAUGGUAAAAAUCCGUUUAUGACAUCUGUUCUCCAUACUCAUACGUUUUUCUCUUCUUCUUCUUCUUCUUUUCCUUUCUUCCCCUCCCCCCUAUACCUUCUGAAGAUGGCUGCUAGAGGCUGAAACAUUAAAUUGUUGCACUUGAUGGACCUUGAUAUGUGUUGAUGUACAAAGUGGCACAGUUCAGUAUUUGGUGAAGUAAAGUUUGCUGGUAGAGCUGACAGCCAGCAUGAUAUAGAUUUUUGUGGAUGAUUUAUGUGACUGUGUAUGUGCUCCAGUGAUGGCAUCAGAUUUUGGUCCCUGUUCUGUAAGAAUGGCGUGCAAGAUCCAUGACUUCUAUCUCAUGCUCUUCUUGAUGGCUGUGCUGUACACUAGCGCCUGUGCUGAGGAAGGAACAGAGGAUGAAACCGUUUCUGUUGACAGGAAUUCACUCUCAUCAAUCAGGUUGCCAAAUGACAUGUCCCUGCCUGCAAACAUGCUCCAGCUUGUGACAGCAGCUGGGGCUUUAGUACUCGGAUUUAUCGGCGUUGCUGUAGUUCUCUCCUUAAUUCUGCCAUUGUUUGGAGUCCGGUUUUGUAACCUCGUGGGCACCUGCGAGCAUUUCACUACAACAGCUUACUCAGGCACUGGAAUGGGCCAUAACUAUGAUGCAUACAGCACAGCAGGAACGUACAACCAGCCUUCUCUUUCCUAUGCUACCAACAACUUUCAGAAGCGGUCCUUGGAAUAUGUGGGCCCAAUAUUGAAGGCACUGAGCGCAGCUUAUGACAAAUAUGCUGUGCCCCUUAUCAAGAAAAAGGAAUAAACACGAAAAUAAUAUACACUGCAAAUAAUAACAACAAAAUUUUGUGUAGCGUUUAAGUGUUACAAUGAAGCUCUCUUGUGGUGUAUAAUAUGGUAUUACUAUCUGGCUUGAAUGUUUCAUAUAAAUACACUAAUGGGUAUCAUUAAUCACCUUCAUUUUAAUAUUGCAUAUCGUCUGUCCAGCAUUAAAGAAAGAUUAUUUGUCUUAUGGUCUGUCACAGGAGGUACCCACGUUUAGCUAUAUUUUCCAUUUAUGUUUUUGCGUCAUGAUUAUGGUUGUCUGGGAUGUAGUGCCAUGUAGUUCAGUAGAUGAGUACCAACAUUUUGAAAGAACCUCCAAUCUCUCUAUCUUCAGAGUACCCAAUUGACCAUGAUCGUGGCAUUUACCAUUGUGAGAAGCUAAAAUUUCACAUAUUUUCUGCCACAUUGUAGAGUAUUGUGCAUCUCGUAUGAAAAAGUAAUCACCAUUGUUAAUAGUAUAAAAGAUUAUUAACGCUGUCCAGUGUGAUUGAUAAAUUUUAUGCUUCUUUUUUAAUAUUU
Cryptotermes secundus is the source of this 1472-nucleotide messenger RNA. RefSeq lists its product as uncharacterized. NCBI's taxonomy places the organism in Eukaryota, Metazoa, Arthropoda, Insecta, Blattodea, Kalotermitidae. The coding region runs from base 409 to 933 and encodes 174 amino acids. The record is from RefSeq and is a predicted model, not a curated record. The transcript is spliced from 4 exons.